Anolis carolinensis (green anole) is the source of this 2239-nucleotide messenger RNA. RefSeq names its product C-type lectin domain family 2 member D. NCBI's taxonomy places the organism in Eukaryota, Metazoa, Chordata, Lepidosauria, Squamata, Anolidae. Bases 509 to 1183 code for a protein of 224 amino acids. The record is from RefSeq and is a predicted model, not a curated record. The transcript is spliced from 6 exons.
CGGUCCCGGGAUGUUCAAGGCGAUGUGCGUGUGCUUGUGGGGCGAGCCAGCUAUAUAGGCGGCGAUGCCUCUCACUCGCUCUCAGACUCACUCGCUGCGGAGUGGGUGGCGUUAGAGCCUUUUGAGCGAAACCUCUGGUGUGGGCUGCGACUGUUUCCCGAAGAGAUCCAGCGUUUCUUUGCGCAGCUCCGCGCCUCGUCGCGCGUGGAGAGAUGAAUCUUGGAGACAGACCAGAAAGGGAGAAUAUCUUCACAGAACAAAGACUGUCACUUCAGCAAAUGAGAAUAUGGACUAUUUACAUUGAUUUAGAAGAGCAGACAAAACAACGGUUUUAUACAGCACUAAAGGGAAAGACUGCAUUGCCAGUUUAGAAGGGCAAAGGCACAAAAUAAAGUUCACGAUUAAAUGGUAUUUAAAGUUUGUUUUCUCUGAUCAUAUCACGUGAAUAAAAUCUGCAGCAAGAAUAGGCUUAGUGUGGACAAUUAAGAGCUGUGUAUUCUCAAGAAAAAUGGCUGAAGCUCAUAUAAAAGAAACCCGAAUGAACCUAAAUGAAGAAGAGAAAGGAGCUGAGAUUGAAGCAGUCAAAAUGCCUUUGGGCAGAAGAUCCUGCCGAAAAGCACCUUUUAAAAAAGGGUCUUCCUUGAAAAACUGUUGGUGCUACAAGAGUGAAAGAGGAGAGUGGGUCGUACCUGUAACAUGUUUUUCUUUAGUAAUUUUGACAAUGACAGUUAUUAUUCUGAUCCUUGCCAUUUUGUUCACAGAGAGAAAAAACGAAGGAUGUCCAGAUCUUCUCCCUGCUGUCUUUGCUGAUCCUUGUCCAAAAGGUUGGCUGGGAUAUCAAAUGAAAUGCUACUACUUUUCAGUGAAUGAAGGAAACUGGACCUCUGGCAACAGCCACUGUUCCUCCCACAAUGCCUCCUUGGCUGUGGUCGGCUCCCAAGAAACACUCGAUUUCUUUUUACGUUACAAAAGCCCUCCUGAUCACUGGAUUGGUCUCCAGAAAGAUUCAGGUCAACCUUGGAGAUGGAUCAACGGCAGCAUUUUCACAGGACAGCUCUUCACACUUCCAACUGAAAAGGGAAGGAGAUGUGCAUAUUUGAACCAUAAAGGUGUUGCCAGCUCCAGCUGCACAAGAGAAGAACUCUGGAUCUGUAGCAAAGACAUAUUUAAAGGCAAUGCCUGAAUUACAGAAACCAAACUCUAAUUUAUUCUGUGCACAUAGAGUGAGGCACUUUAAAAUGUAAUAUAAUAAAAUAAUAAAUAAUAAAACCUUAUUUACCGUAUAUCCUGCCUUAUAUCCCUUUGGGGACUCAGGGCAGUUGUACUUGUUUUUUGCCUUGUUUUCAGCCUCAUGCCCCAUGCAGGAGAAAAUUAAUAAAAUUUUUGCAGAAUGUAUUCCAGAGGGGUGAGCAAUUGAAUUUUUUUUUUAAAAAAAUUACUUUAUUUUAAUUUUUUAAGUUCAAAUUUUGAAAUUCUUCAAAAUUCAAAAUUGGCAAGUCCUUCUCUUUCUUGUGCAAAAUGUGAGCAAAAGGUUUCCAAUCUUUUAAAAAAAAAAUCAGAUGUCCCUUCUUUUAGUGAACAGUUAAUUCGUCCAUCUCAGCCAAGUCCAUCAUUUUUAUCAUCCAAUUCUCUGUAGUUGGUGCUGCUGAAUUCUUCCAUUUCUGAGCAUAGAGCAAUCUGGCUGCUGUGAUCAUAUAUUGCAACAGUCUAUAAUAAUAAUUUGUAUCAGUCAGACCAAGUAGAGAAGUCUUGGGUUUUAAAUGGAUAUUUUCAUGCAAAUCUUUCUGGAUCACCUUAUGUAUUUGAAUCCAGUAUUUCUUGGCAUGUUUACAUUUUCACCACAUAUGAUAGAAAGACCCCACUUGCUGUUUACAUUUCCAGCAAGUGUUGGAAACCUCUUUAGACAUCUUAGAAAGCAGUUUAGGAGUUGUAUACCAUCAAUACAUCAUUUUAUAAAAAUUCUGUUUCAAAUUAUAACAUAACAUAAAAUUUAACCCCUUGUUCCACAUUUUCUCUCAUUGGUCCAACAUUGUAUUAUGCCCAACAUGUUGUGCCCACUUUGCCAUGCAUUCUUUAACUUGCUCAUUUGCCAUUUCAAUAACAUACAUUUUAGCAAUUAAAUGUUCAUCAUUAGCACAUAAAUUGCAACUAAAAUUCUGAUUUACUCAGUUCAAAACAAAUUAAUUGCUUGUAUUGCCUAAAUCUCUCCAUUAACUGUAAAUAAGAAAAUCACUGAAAA